Messenger RNA from Naegleria gruberi, 1081 nucleotides. RefSeq names its product isoflavone reductase. Bases 1 to 903 code for a protein of 300 amino acids. Lineage: Eukaryota; Heterolobosea; Eutetramitea; Acrasida; Naegleriidae. The transcript has a single exon. The record is from RefSeq and is a predicted model, not a curated record.
AUGUCUGACUCUAAUAAUUAUUCAUCUGUUGUCAUUGUUGGUGCCAGUGGUUUCCUUGGUUCUCAAAUUACUAAAGCAUUCCUUAGUCAAUCAGGUGUUAAAACUCACAUUCUUGUUAGAAAGGGAAGUGAAACAAAGGUUGAAGAAUUGGUCAAGUUGGGAGCUCACUUGAUUGAAGGAGAUGUUGUUGGUUCAACUGUUGAAGAAUUGGCUCAAUCAUUGAAGGGAAUUCAAGUCAUUGUGAGUGCAGUUUCUGGUGAUCAUUCAGUUUUCUAUGAUGGUCAAUUGAAAUUGUUGAAUGCUGCCAAGUUGGCUGGUGUAAACAAGUUUAUUCCAUCAAGCUUUGGUUCAAAUUAUGAAAAUUUCGAAUUUGGUGAACUUCUUCUCAAUGAUCCAAAGAAGAAACUUGUUGUUGACUUGAAGAAUCAAACUCAAGUUGACUAUUUACUGAUUCAUACAAGUAUUUUCUACAAGUUUGCAUUCUAUCCAAACUUCCUCUUUGAAAAGGAAGGUGAUUCUUACAAAUAUUAUGGAGAUUUACAUGGUAAGGUUCAAUUGACUGACACUGCUGAUAUUGCCAAAUAUGUUGUUCAAGCUGCUUUGAAUCCAAACUUGAAAAACAAAUCAAUUAACAUUGCAGGUGAUGAAUUGACCUUGAAAGAAGUGGCUGACAUUGUUGUGGGUCCACAAGCAACUUUGGUUCGUGCUGGAUCAGCUCAAGAUUUACUCAACCAAAUCCAAGAAAAGUUGAAGAAUGGUUUUGCUCCUGAAGAAUUCCUUUCAAUCGCUUUUAGUCAAUUGAAAUGGGGAAUUGUUUCUGGAAAGUCACUUGUUGAAAAGCUUGAUAAUAAUCUCUUUGAUGUAAAGCCAACUUCUUUGAUUGAAUAUGCAAAGAAUCAAUAAAAUGAAAUAGCAUUGUAAAUUAUCAAGAAUAAUAUCUAAUAAUUUCUCUCUUAUUCAAAAUAUAACUCUGUCAAUAGAGAUCACUGGUAAAUUGAUAUCGGAUAGUGUCAAUCAAUUAUUGGAGAAUACAUCCAACUAAUUAUGUUUUGAAAAAUCAUCAAGAAUUGUUAUUACUUUU